Messenger RNA from Actinia tenebrosa (Australian red waratah sea anemone), 775 nucleotides. RefSeq names its product microsomal glutathione S-transferase 1. NCBI's taxonomy places the organism in Eukaryota, Metazoa, Cnidaria, Anthozoa, Actiniaria, Actiniidae. The record is from RefSeq and is a predicted model, not a curated record. Gene Ontology annotation, cellular component: membrane.
GGUUCGUUACGCUUUUCCGCUUUUCAGGCUUUUCAAACAUGGCCACAAAAGACUUGCUUACUUUGGAGAACCCAGUUUUUACAUCGUACGCGUUUUAUUCUUCAUUUCUACUGCUUAAACUUUUCGCCGUGGUAUUCUUGAUCGUGUUCUAUCGCAUUACUAAGAAGAUUUUUCCAUCUGAAGAAGACUAUCACGAUGAUCCGAAGGGCGAAAAAAAGAUGAUAGAGCGAAGUCAUCCAGGCCUCGAUAGAGUGAGAAGGAUGCACCAAAAUGAUCUGGAGAACAUUCCAAUCUUCAUCUUGUUAGGGAUGCUGUACGUCUUGUCAGACCCAGCCUACAGUACCGCCAUUAUUGUCUUUCGCAUCUUCGGUGCUGCACGUUUUAUUCACAGUGUCGCUUACUUCUUCGCCUUGACCAGUCCUAGAGGAAUGUCCUGGAUGGUAGGGAUGAUUUGUAACAUCUUUCUUGCUGUACAAGUCCUCAGAGCCAGCAAGUUCCUCUUUUAAAUGUUACAAGCAAGUGUGCUCAUUAAUUCUGACAGCACUUAUCUUUUUUCAUAAAAUAUUCAAUGAAAAUCCAACUGUUUCCUUUUUUUGCACAGCAUGGAUUAGACUAACCGGCUGUAGAGUAUGCCGGAUGGCAAAAACAAACUAGUCUAAACUGCACAUAGAUAGAUGAGGCAGUAAGCUGUGUGGGAUGGGCUGCACAUAACCAAGUAUUAUUCAUUUUCAUAACGUCUUUCAAAUAAACUUUCAUAAGUAAUGUCYUUGACAUA